Molecule: messenger RNA, 4310 nt
Organism: Paramecium sonneborni
Lineage: Eukaryota; Ciliophora; Oligohymenophorea; Peniculida; Parameciidae
Source: the annotation of a GenBank genome assembly
AUGAAAGAUGCUCUGAAUAAUUUCUAAAGAGUAUUAGAAGAAAACAAAAAAAAUGGAGUAUAAGACAUACCAAGAUAAGAAAUAUAAAAGUGUUUGAUUCCAGCAUAAGGAUAAUUAAGAUCUGCUAAAUUUCAUAUUUCCUUUAUAUCCUUUCUACUCAAACUAAUCAAUUUGAAAGUUAUUAAUGAUGUAAUUGAACACUUCUAAUUUAUUAGAUUUAAAUGAUUGAGGAUGUUCUUGAUUAUUUUUUGAAAAUUAAAGAUAUACAAAAAGAAGAACUUUAUUAUAAACUUAUCUAAAGCUUUAAUACUUUUAUACAUUCAGAUUUUAUCAAUUUUGGCAAUUUUAGUUUUGUUGAAAAAGUAGAAUAAUCAUUCAUUUUUUUUAGUGUUUAACCUUGGUAUUAUAUAUGAAGAAUUCUAAAAUCCCUAUAAUUCAUGGACCAGCUGCUGCUUCCUUAUCAAGACUAAUUGAAUUACUUUCAGAUUCAACACAAUUAAUUAUUGCAGGAUAAGGUUUUGAUGAAAUGAAUGUUGUUUUAGAUUUAGAUAAUCAAUAAGAAUAAAAUUAGUAAUAAAUGACCUAACCAAUUGAUCAUUCUAAAGAAUUUUAAAAUUUACAUUCUAUGUUAUCAGAUUUUAUCAAAUUAAGUGAUAAUGUAAGACCUCAUUGGUAUCCACUUUUGGUUCCAUUAGAUAGAGAAUUUGGAUUAAUUAGCAUUAAUAAUUUUCUUAGUAGUAUGGGGAAAUUCUUUCUCUAGUAUAAAACAAUUUAAGAAUUAUUAAGUGAUAAUCUAAUGUUAAUUUUAAAGAAGAUUAUUGCUACUCCAUAAUUAAAAAGCUCUGCUGUUAUUGAAACUUAUAAAUGUUUAAAAAUAUUAGUUGAAAAUGAAUAAUCAGAAGUUGUUUGGAGUGUUUUAUUAAAUUAAAUUAAAUAAAAUGAGCAUUCAAUUAAUAAAAAUCUAGCAUUCUAAACAUUAAUUUAUUUUGUUUAAAAUCAAGUAUUUUUGAAUAAAUUAGUUUUAUUACUAAACAAUGAUAAAGUAAAUAAAUAAUCGAAUUAUAAAAUAGAACAUUAUUUUAGAGAUUAUAACAACAUUAUCGAAUAUCGCUAAAGAAGUAUAAGAACCAAAUGAAAUAGAAUAAAAAAGGUUAAUUGAAUUAGCCAAUCCUACAAUUAAUUUAGUAGAUGAUUGUGAAGUAUAUCCUAGUGAUAAUGGUUUAGUUUGUAGAAUGUUGAGUGAAUUUUAAUCAAGAUUUGUAAAUUCAUUAUGUGUUUAUGCUGAUUAAUAAAAAAUAUCAUUAGGAAACAUUAUUAAAUUAUAAUCAACUGAUAAAUUCUGUUAGCUUAUAGAAUUAACUUGGAAACAUAAUUUAAGAGCUAUUAAAUAUCUAUUAAUGAAAGAACUAGAUGAAUAAACAUUAUAAAAUCUAUUAAUUGCUUUUCAAUAAUAUAUUAAUAUUGUAGGAUCAAUUUAAAUGAAAUCUGCAUAGAGUGCUUUCAUAAAGACUAUCUGUGAAUUUUGUAAACCUGUAUUAGGAUAGGAAUUUGCUAAAAAACAUAUACAAAUAAAUAAAAUGGUAUUAAAUAUUGCGAAUUGUUUAGGAAGUAUGAUUAUUUAUAAACAUAGAUUUAUUGGAAUGUAGUAGUUGGAUAUGUAUUUUUAAAACUUUUGAAGAAUGUGAAAAUCAUUAUCUAAGGAAUAGGCUAGCAAAGAACUCAAGUUAAGAAGAAUAAAUCAAAACAUUUGAUAUAACAAUUCUUUUUUAAAGUUUAGAUUAACUAUUUUCUCAAAGUCCCACUUAUGGUAAUGAACAUUUGAUUACUGUUAUGGAUUCAAUAAAUUAGAUAACAAUUGAAUGUUUAGAAUAAUAAUAAAUUAAUGAUUAAAAAAAAUAAAAUUUAUUUGGGGAAUAGAAAAAAUAUUUUUCACUUUCUAAAUUACUUGAAUUAAUUAAAUUUAAUGUUUUUAGAUUAGAUGUUUUUUGGGAAUUGAUUAUUGCUCAUUUUAUAUCGGUAAUAUCAUCACGUAAUACCAAUCUAGUUUUAAAUGCAGCAGAUACUUUAUCUUAAAUCAUUUUUUAAGGUUUUGAACAUUUAACUUAAUUCUACAAAAAGAAUCAAUAAAAUUAAAAUAACUAAUUUAUUAAGGAUAAAUGGUCUAAGAAAGAUUCUAUAUAUUAAUAGACUCUCUUUUAACCAUGGUUAGAUAUGUGCACACUAAGAUAAAAUGAAAUUAAAGAAAUUAUUCUUUCUAAUAUUUUGAAAAUGAUUCAAAAUAAUGGCCAUGAAAUCUCUUAUAAAGGUUGGGAUUCUAUUUUAACAUUAUUAUUAAAUAUUAGUUCAGAGCAAACAUCAUUAUUUGUAAAAUAAGGAUUAGGAUGUAUUGAAUAAAUUAUUAAUUAAUUUCUAUCUAAUUUAGAUGGAAGAUAAAUAUUCCAAUUAUUUGAUAUUAUAGAUAAUUUCAAAUCAAAUUCAAGUAAUAUAUUUGAUUAUUUAUUUUUAGAUGAAUAGAAUAUUAAUUUUUAAAUUUGUAAUAUGCUUUGGCAUCUUGGAGAUUUUAUAACUAAAAAUAAUUCAAACUAAGAUAAAUCAAAUUAAUUAACAAGUGAAUAAUUAGAAAUAAAUUUAAAGGAAAUAUUUCAAAAAUUAUCUUUAAUUGCACUUGAUCCGAUUCCUGAAAUAAGACAUUCUGCUAUUCAUAUUUUUAGUAAUCUAUUAAUUCAUUUAAAUUCAUAAAAUUAAUAUCUUGAAUGGAAAAAAAUUUUAGAAGAGAUAUUUUUAGAAUUAAUGCACAAAAUAACUCAUAUAUUUUAGGAUAAAAACCAAGCAAAAGAACUUGAUGUUUCUUAAUGGGAAGAAACUGUUAAGAGUGUUUAUUAAGCAUUUAUUAAGUUAAUUAAAAAAUAUUUUGUUGUUAUAGAAGAAUCCUCUCCUAAUAAGUAAAUUGAUAUAUUAAUUAUUAUUUAGGGAUUAAGAUAUAGAUAUAUUAAUUCGUUAAUCUAUUCCAGAUUUUUUGAUCGUUUUUUAAUAAAGUAAAGCUUUAUUGAGCAUGGAAGCUACCAAAUAAUUAAGAGAAUUAUUUCUUUAUUAACCUGUCAUUUGUCUUUAAAAUUUUUCAGAGAUUUUAAAUUAAAUAUCUGAAAUAUUUAAUUUUCCUUCAUCAGAUAUCAAAUAUUUAAAAACAGUGAUUCUUCACAUAACUCCUGAUGUUUUGGAACUAUUAAAUGAUAUUUUAAAAUUAUGCAAAGAUAUUUUAAUUGAACAAGUUAUUGAUACUUAUUAUAAAAUUUUGGAAUUUCCAUUAAUUGCACAUAUGAAAGUUGAUUUAAUUCAAAACAAAAUAUUUUUUGAAGAUAAUUUAGCACCAAAAUAAAUAAUGCAAACUCUAUCCUAUACUUUAUCAAAAUAAAGUCCAAAAUUAAUCUCUAGAAUUAUUUACAAUGUCAAAGAAUUAAUUAAAGAUCCUCCAAAUGAUAAAUAUAAGCAUAUGCUUUUAAAAAGGCAUUUCUCUCAAUUUAAUUUAAUGUUGGAUAAUAAUCUUUAAUUAUUCUUUUAAUUUUCAGAGUUAUAUGAACACAUCUUAAUUACAAUGAGAAAUAAUGAUUAAUAUAUUUAUUAUUCAGAAUUACUUAACGAAGAUAAGUCUAUUUAUAUGUUAAUGGCUGAAAAUUAUUUAUAAAGAGCAAAAGUUUAUCUUUAAACAAAUAAACAAGAUUCACUUAAGAUACUUUAAGUUUUAUAGUAAGUUUUACCAGAUAAACUCUUUUUGGAUAAACAAUAAUCUUAAAAUAAAAAUUUACAAACAGAAAAUUAAUCAUUAGAAUUAUAUUAUAUUGAAUUAAUAACAGAAAUUUAUAGAAGCAAUCUUUAAUUGUCAGAAACUACAGAAUUUUAGUAAUUUAUAUAAAAAUUGCAUGAAAUGUCUACGAAUUCUUAGAUAGCAAUAAAUAAACUAUGUUUAUUGUCUUAAAAUUAAUUUGUCAUACCAUAUUUAUUAGAUGCAAGUUAAAAAAUAUUGGAGAAAGGAAUAACAAAUGAAGAGAAUAAUUAAAAAACAAUUUUAGAUUUAUUAAAUAAUCUCAAAUAGAUUUCUAUUCCUGAUAAUUCAUUUCUAUUAUUUUAGUAAUUGAGUGGUGAUUUUAUAGCAUAUCCAGAGACAUCUCUUUUAUAGAGUGAAUUGGGUCAUCUAUUUUAUUUAAUGCCUUAAUUAGUAUAAAUAAUUACACAUAAAUCAGAAGAAGUAAGAAUAAUAGUAAAAUAAAUAUUGGAAUAGAUGUCUAAAAUUAUUUUAAAAUAAUAAAAAUGAG